Mesocricetus auratus (golden hamster) is the source of this 2766-nucleotide messenger RNA. RefSeq names its product zinc finger protein 2 homolog. The transcript has 6 exons. The record is from RefSeq and is a predicted model, not a curated record. Gene Ontology annotation, molecular function: DNA-binding transcription repressor activity, RNA polymerase II-specific. NCBI's taxonomy places the organism in Eukaryota, Metazoa, Chordata, Mammalia, Rodentia, Cricetidae. The coding region runs from base 288 to 2099 and encodes 603 amino acids. Gene Ontology annotation, biological process: negative regulation of transcription by RNA polymerase II.
UUUAUGCUUUGCUUGGUAUAGGGGCUCGUUGUGUAGACCGGCGUGGGGCGACGGUGUUUUCUGCUGACCGCAGGCCUCUUUGGGAGACUCCUAGACACAUCAGAAGCACGAAAUGCCUCUAGACAGUUGGUUUAUGGAGGCGGUGCAGUUUAUGACCAGUCGGGAAGCUUCAGAGUGUUCAUCUGAGACAAAGCCAAGAGUAUUCUGAGCACCUGUUUUGAUCGACUAUGUGUUCUGCGGACUGCAGGCAUCUUCAGGAAGACAUCUAGACACAUCAGAGGCACAAAAUGGAGACAGUGACCUUUGAGGAUGUGGCUGUGAACUUCACCUCAGGAGAGUGGGCUUUGUUGGAUUCCAGUCAGAAGAAGCUCUACAGAGAUGUGAUGAAGGAGACAUUUUUGAACCUGAUCUCCAUAGAAAAAGGACUAGAACCAAAUAUUGAAGAGCACUACAAAGAUUUCUGCAGAAAUCUGAGAACUCAGUUGGUUGAGAAAGACUGGGGAUAUGAAUAUAAUAGGCAGUGGGAUGACAACCUUCAAACAAUUCCAAAGAGUAUUGUUAAUGAAGACAUGCCUCCUGCAAUAGGAUAUGAAAGCCAUUUGCAUGUAAGAAACAUCAUUGAUCAUUCAUCCUCACUUGUAUAUCUCAGAAACCAAACUAGAGGGAAACCAUCACAAUGUAAAGAAGCUUUUAUACAUCAGAAACAUUCGGAAACUAUCAAUCAUUCUGAAUCACUUCAGGUGUUUGAAACUUCUCCUGGAGAGAAACCUUAUAAGACUCAGCAAUGUAAGGAAGACUCUAGGAGUGCCCCUUCUAAUCAGCCUCACAAGAGAACACAAUGUGGAGAUGAACUCAAUGAGAAAAUAUGUAGAUAUACAUAUAGCCCAAAAGGUGACAGAAUCCAUACAGAAGUGAAAUCAUUUGUUCAUAACCACAGUGAAGAAGCCUUCAGUGAUUCCAGUGACCUUAUCAUUGCUGAAAAAAGUCAUACUGGAGAGAAAAAACACAUUUGUAAGCAAUGUGGGAAAACAUUUAAAUAUGCUUCCUCUUUUGAGAAACAUAAAAUAACGCAUACUGGAGAGAAGCCCUAUGCAUGUAAGCAUUGUGGAAAAAGCUUCACCAGUUCUAGUUGGUGCAGCACUCAUGAGAGGGGUCAUAAUGGAGAAAAGCCUUACAUGUGUAAGCACUGUGGGAAAACCUUCAGAAGUUCCAGUUAUUGUAACAUCCAUGAAAGAAGUCAUACUGGAGAAAAACCUUAUGCAUGUAAACACUGUGGCAAAACCUUUGCCAUUUUGAGGUCUCGUAACAGCCAUGAGAAAAUUCACACUGGAGAGAAGAUAUAUGCAUGUAAGUGUUGUGGAAAAAACUUCACCAGCCCCACAUCCUGUAGCAUUCAUGAAAGAAUUCACACUGGAGAGAAACCUUAUACAUGUAAGCACUGUGGCAAAACCUUUGCCAGUUUGACUGGGUGUAUCACUCAUGAAAGAAAUCACACUGGAGAGAAGCCUUACACAUGUAAGCAUUGUGGGAAAGCCUUCAACAAUUCCAGUUAUCGUAAUGUUCAUGAAAGAAUUCAUACUGGAGAGAAACCUUAUGCAUGUAAGCACUGUGGCAAAACAUUUGUCAUUUUGGGUUCUCUUGUCACUCAUGAAAGAAGUCACACUGGAGAGAAGCCUUACACAUGUAAGCAUUGUGGAAAAUCCUUCUCACAAGCCAGUUACCGGAACAUUCAUGAAAGAAUUCACACUGGAGAGCAACCUUAUGAAUGUAAGUACUGUGGCAAAACCUUUGCCAUUUCGAGUUCUCGUAACACGCAUGAGAAACUUCACACUGGAGAGAAGCCUUAUGCAUGUAAGCAUUGUGGAAAAGCCUUCAUCAGUUCUAUUUGGUGUAAUGCCCAUGAACGGGGUCACACUGGGGAGAAACCUUAUGCGUGUAAGCACUGUGGGAAAAUGUUUGCCAUUUUGAGUUCACGUAACACUCAUGAAAAGCUUCACACUGGAGAGAAGCCUUAUGCAUGUAAGCACUGUGGAAAAGCCUUCACGAGUUCUGGUUAUCGUAACAAGCAUGAAAGGGGUCACGCUGGAGAGAAGCCUUGAUCGUGUAAACAUCGUAGCGAAACCUUUGCCCAUUUCAGUUGGUGUAACUCUUAUGAAAGAAUUUACACUGGAGGGAAGCCUUAUGCAUGUAAGAUUUGUGGAAAAUUCUUCAUCGGGGAUGCUGUUACUUCCUUUCAUCAAAUGUCCACUGAGGUGAAUGGACAUUAGGAAAGCCUCACCAUUGCCACUGGGCUUGAAUUCAGUGUAGACGCUGAGGUGUAUGGUGUUGGGCCCAUUCAACAGUCACUUGUACUGAUUUUAGGCCCAUAAGGAGGACACCUUUAUCCACAAGCAGGGAAGAGUGGGUGUGUCCAGGGCUCCCAGAAUCUUGAGUUCUUAUUGUUCAUGCUUUGACGUUCCCCUGGCAGUGUGCAGACAGGAGUGCUACGCAGUCGUGCACUGGAACUGUGUGCAAGGCAGGCUCCUGUGCACACGGCCUCUAGACCUGUUCUGUCCCCGGGGCACUACUGUGUCCCAGGCCGCUUUCUUGCUGUGGUGUAAAGGAACCUGGAACCUACACCUUUCCAGAACUUGGAGAGCUGCCAGGGUUGCAACACUGAGUUCAGAGUGUCACGUGAAGAAGGUCAUGGGCGGUGUGCUCUUAUGAUAGACUUCCUUAGACCUAUGUCUGUACUGCCUUAGUGUUCCUGUCAUCACCUUUUUUUUU